AUGCCUGUUGAUAUUGAAAACUAUCGUAACGAUCGUGAAGUAUCACCAUCCAAAGGAAUCUACAACGAGGGUUGGGUAACUGCCUAUCUCUACGAUUUGAUCGACUCUAGUGAUGAUUCUGACCAAGGUAUUCUUCCAACGACCCAACAACACCGUCGUGCCCUUUUAGAUGCCAAUUCCGAUCAUCCAGUACCACUCUACGCCAUCGUCGAAUCUAUCCAAAAGGUUGUACAAGUUUCAACUCAACCAAGUGUCCUUGACUUUACCAAUUCAUUGGUCGCCGUCUUACAAACCAGAAAGCUGGUUCGGGAGUUGUAUUCAAUUGAUACUAUCAUGCAAUACAAUAACAUGUUUUAUAUGUGUCCUGUAACCCCUGGUCCAGCCCCUCCCCUUCCAAGUGACAGAGACCCAACAUUACAAGAAUUCUUUAUGUCUAAAUUGGUUGGUGAUGCUGAUAUUCAUGCACUGCCAUUACAACAAAUAGAAACCAUCCUUUCAUUGUGGGCACAAGACGACAACACACCAAUCAUGAAAAAUCAAGCUCUUCAAUACCUUUAUUCUAAUGCCUAUAAAAAUAUGGUUGGUGAUCCAAAACUAACCAACAUUCUCAAACCUUUUGACCCAUCAAUGUGUCAAUUUGGUUCGUUGGAUCGUCCCAUCACACCACUUGGUAUUCAACUUUUAACAAAGUAUUUGGGAAUGGUGAGAGAUAUUGGAGUCAUCACUGAACAACAUCUUGGUGGUGUUUUAACAGUUCGAACCUACAAGGAUAUUUCAGUUGUCUUGUUUAAAGAUAAAAUAUGCUCGUUUACGGUAACCAACAAUAUUCACCAAGCAGUCAAUCAAUGUCCAUGUACCCCAAUGGUCAAAUCAAUUACACCUCUUAGUGGUCCAUUAACUCGAGUCACUCAAUUAACUAUAACUGGUCGUAAUUUGGAGAAUUCCUACUUUAAAGUAGCAGAGGUUGAUUGCAUGUCAAAUUCAGGUUCAAUCGAUCCUGGUCUAGAAACAUUGAUUUGCGAGUUUCCAACAUUUGCCGGUACCCACACCAUAACCUAUGGUAGAGAAGGUGGAGCUUCUCUUAAUUGGAUCUCAGUGACUACAUUUUCAUUCACAGUCGAUGCACCUCAAAUCAAUCGUAUUACACCUAAUACAAACGUCCCAACAAACUAUGCAAUGGUAGCUAUUUAUGGAACCAACUUUUUCCCACCACCUUUAACGGGUGACAUAGCCAAUCUUGAUGGUAUCCAAUUAUUCAUCAAUCAAGUAGAAUUCCCUAUAGAGACAACAGAUCAUGUCGGAUCAGAAAAUAUUAUUUAUUUUAAAACUAAUAAUGUUGGUACAACUAAUUUUGUUUCAAUUAUGGUUAAAGGAAAAGAAUCAAAUAUGAUAAAUAUUAUAAUGUCAGCACCUACAAUUUCAUCAAUUAAUAUUUUCCCAUUGACAAGUUUACGUACCAAUCCUGAAAAUAUUAAAACACCUAUUACUGUCACAGGAUCAAACUUUGGUCUAAAUGAAGAAGAAAUCACUGCAUUUGUUGGUCCAAAUGAAUGUGAUAGCAUAGAGGUUAUCAACCAAAAUUCGUUUAUUUGUAAUGCACCAACUGGAAAAGGUACGGGUCACCGAGUAAAGGUUCAAAUCGGUGAUCAAGAGGUGACCUUUGCCUUUAAAACCCUCGAUUACGCCCAACCAUCAAUCUACCAAGUUAUCGUCAAUGGAACCUAUCCAACUGGUCCAACCAAAUUUUUCUGGAUUGUAGGAACUGAUUUUGGUACAACUCAAUCAGAUCAAACUAAUAUCCAUGUUUAUUUCAAGCAUCAAGAUACAAAACUCAAAGAACUUCACCCCAAACCAGCAUAUUGCCAAAAUGCACUAGAGUUGUGCCAAGAUUUCCCUUUUAUUUAUUAUAAUUCUUUUGAUCAAGAACCUAAAGAAGAUGGCGAGGAGGUUUGGGUACCAUCCAAAGAUAUCGAACAAGCCAACAAAAAUGAACCAAAUUUGGAAUGUCUCAUUUGUUAUUUUGGAAGUGCAGUUGGAGCUGGAUGGGAGAUUGAAAGUGUAGAGUUUGAUGGAAGAAAAUCUUCUUUUAAUCAAUCUGCAAGUAACUCGGGUUACCUCAAAGAACUAAAAUAUUCUCUUCCAUUUGUCGACGAGGUGAAGGCAGAUCGUGGCUUGCCAACAAGAGGAGGUGAAACAUUCCGUCUCAUUUCCGAAGAAGGUGUAUUCCCUCCAAACGAAAUGCUCAACACUGAAACCGACCCAGAUACUGGUGAAUCUACUCCAAAAAAACGUUUUGAAAUUGACUCUACCUAUAGUAACAUAACAAUUGGUAGUUUUAAAGUCGAUUUUGAUCGUAUAAAUUGGAAAGACUCUAAAACGAUUGAUGCGACUUUACCACCUGGAUAUGGUACCAAUUUAAUUAUUAAAUUAUAUGUUGGUAAACAAUUUGCAGAGAGUAAAAAAUUUAGUUAUGAUCCACCUCGAUUAUUCACAGAAUAUUUUAAAGGACCUGAAGAAGGAGGAAAUCUAAUUCAAAUUUGGGGAGAAAAUUUCUUACCCUUUCAAUUUUCUCAUCAAUACUCAACACCAACCCCAACAAUGACAGUAAAAAUCAAUUCAAGGCAAUGCCGUCACAUUUUAUGGUACGACUAUAACCGUAUUGCUUGUACGGUGCCUUCUGGAGCAGGAGAAGGAUUGCAUAUUGACGUGAUUAUUGGUGGACAAAAAGCUAGAAUUGUCAACGAUUAUUACUCUUAUUAUCGCAACGAAGAUGAACCUCCAUCUAUUUGGACCUUGCUUUACAUCAUCAUUUCAUCGCCCACAAGCGUCGCUAUUACUGGUGGGCAUAGAUUCUUGACCUACGGAGGUAACGCUGCUCGUUUUAACGGUUACCAACAAGUGGAACAAGAAGAUUUGGAUACUGGAGAAACGAGAGUGAUUGAACUGACGAGAUUUGGAUUUGAACGUCACGCUUCUGGCUUGUUGCUCUCCUCCUCUGUCGUCGCCGCCGAUGGACCACCUGAGCCUGGAACUAUCGUUCUCAGCUUUGUCAUUCCACCAGGUGGUGGUCGAGUUGGGCACAGAUACGUUGAUGGUCUAUUCCGUAGUCCCCUCAACAUACUACUCUCUUACAAAUCACCCGUGCUGACCAACGUCAAUUUCAUGCAAUCGGGGUACCUCUUACGACUACAAGGUUCAGACUUGGGUCUUCCUCAAUUCCGCGGUGAUAUUUCCAUUCAAGUUGGUUCUACCAAGUGUUCUCUUCACAGCAUUUCAAUGGAUGCUGCAACGGCCACAUGUUACAAUUUCAAGGCCAUUUGUAAGAAAAACCAACCCGACCUGAUCGUUACCAUCACCUUUAAGAGACAAACAUCCAACUUUUACACUUUGCCUCCCAACCCAAGUUGUUCAGACGAAGUUGAUAAACCAAGACCAAAAAUCCCAACACUUGUUAUCGUCGGCAUAGUCGCUGUUCCCGUUAUUAUUGGUAUUGUAUGUUUUAUUUUUGCACCCGAAUGCCUUGCCCUUGCCCUUGCUAUCUCAGGCAUGACAAAGGGAACAUCAACUGUCUUUGCCAUCUUUUAUGGUAUCUAUACAGUGGCACAAUUAACAAAUGCGGUCGAUGCACUCUCUGUCCUCACACGAGAAGAGUUUGUUGUCAACAAAUCAAAUGUAAAAGUUGUAGUUAAAAGUGGAACAGUCGUUAAAACUUAUUAUUCUGGUGAUACCAUUCCAGCCCUCUCUGAUCCAUUUGCAGUUAUUGAAAUUUAUGAUUUAGGAUUAUUUUCAAUGUUACCAUUAAUACCACAAGAAGGUAUGCCAAUUUAUUUGGAAUCAAUUUAUUAUACAGUUCCACAAUUUUAUUUAGAUGGAAUGGAAAUGACAUGUUCAAGUGUUGAAGAUACUACAUCUGCUACUUCACCAAUGAUGAUUCAAUGUUUGGUACCACCAUAUGUUGGAGGUGACCUUACCAAAGAGGUUGUCGUCAAAUUGAGUGGUCAAUCAAUGUCAGAGACCUAUUCAAUUACCUACGAAGGAGAACCAAUCCCUCUGCCCUAUGUCGAUUAUUUCAAAGGAAGAGUUUAUUAUGAUCAAAACAACAACAAUAUUUUCAACUCUGCUAUUGAUCGUCCAGCCGAAAAUAUUCUUAUUCAAAUCAAACAAGGUUCAACAGUGGUAGCUCAAACAAUGACCAAUAUGGAUGGUUAUUAUGCAUUCCCCAGUGUCGAUGUUACUUCGAUGACACCCAAACCAACUCUCUAUGUGUUACCAAGCCAACAACAACCAGAACACCAUGUAACCCAACCACUUUCGUUUAUCAUCCCAAGAAACAACCUCCGAGUAAAAGCAACUUUUUCAGGAACUGAUAUAGCUUUACUCGUCGAGUUACAAGAUUAUGGGUGUCAAGGAACUACAACUACACCACCAUCAAACAACAUUGCACCAAACGAGAAUGUUGAUUUGCAAUACGGUCUUUACCAAUAUACCUACGGUAAUGAUGGUUUGAUUAUACCAGGUAUGGCAUUUUGGCCAUCAUUCCAAUCGUAUUGUAUGAUGACAUUAUUUGAAAAUUAUUUCUUAAUUGGUUAUAAACAUAGAUAUGAUUAUCAAUUUUAUUUUGAUAUAAAUUCAAAUGGUAAGAUGGACCCAUCAGAAAUUGGAUUGGAGUAUUAUAUGCCUAGAGCAUCGAUUAAAGCAAUAUCAAACCAACCAAAAUUAUUAAAGAGAGAUAUCGUGGUUGACAAGGCCACAAGAAAGACAUGGGUUGAUUUUGCAGCCAACACUGAUCUAUAUUUCUACAACGAUAUGCCAUCGGAAAUCACAAACUACACCAUUGCUCUCAAUGGAUACGGUUUGUCCAUCCCAAAUCCAACAGUCGCCACUCGUUUAACAGUAAACGUCCCAAUGUUUAUCGAAACAACACUUGUUACCAUGUUUGGCAAACAAAGUGGUGGAUUAGUUACCGACUUUACUCUAUCAUUGCCAUUUGGUCAAUUCGCAGCUUCCUACUUUGACAAUAUGAGACCACUAUUUUCAUUUAAUCAAGCUGUCAUUAAACUUGAUUCAGAUGGUGAUAUUCUUGUUAAAGUUUUUAAAGAUCUCGAUGGUUCCUUGGUUGGAUCUUAUCCAACAGGUUCAUCAUCAGGUAUUCAAGAAUAUACAAUUCCUUUGGUUGGUCAUACUAUUGAAGUUAUUGAUAGAUCAAUUUUUACCAAAGUAGAAAGAAGUCAAGGAUUAUUAACAAUUGAAAUUACAGAUAGAUUCAAUAUAUUUAGAAAUGUCAGAUAUUAUAUGGAGGGUGAAGAUUUAGAAUGCCAACGAUUCGUCGACGCACCAACCAUUUGCCACCGUGAGAUUUUUGGUGAUGAAGAUGUUGUCAUCAUGACAUCAAUAUCAAUUAUUCUAGAUGAUUCUCCUUUAUCAUAUCAAUAUUUCUUUACAAUUAUGCCUUCUGAUCCCACAAGUUAA
Molecule: messenger RNA, 5469 nt
Organism: Cavenderia fasciculata
Lineage: Eukaryota; Evosea; Eumycetozoa; Acytosteliales; Cavenderiaceae
Exons: 6
Coding region: 1-5469 (1822 amino acids)
Source: RefSeq, a predicted model, not a curated record